UUUCAUUCCUGUGGCAUUGCACAUUCAACUAGUCUGAACUGUGUAUAUCACACCUUUCCUGCGAAGUCGAGGACUAGGGUGGCUUCAAUAAAGAAGUGCAUAAUCACCUCCUUCUUCACCCCCCCCCAAUCACAAUAGAAGUCGUCUGCAACCUCGGCUUUUCGAUAUCUUUGUCAAUAUGACAAGAUCCCCCAAAAUAGUUACCAUAUUCGGUGCCACUGGCACACAGGGAGGCUCGGUAGCUCAGUCUUUACUUCAGAACAAGGACUUCCAAGUGCGAGCGAUAAGCAGGGAUCCCGAAUCUCCGCGUGCACAGGAGCUUGAGCGUCUUGGCGCUACUAUUGUGAAGGCGAACGGGUGGAACAAAGAUGAGAUUACGGAUGCCUUCAAGGGCUCGUGGGGUGCAUUCGUCAAUACGAAUUCUGACGACCCUAUGUUUCUGGACAAACAAGGUCCCACGGAAUUUGAUCUGGGAAAGACGAUAGUUGACGCGCUGAUUGCUGCUGAUGUCAAGAAUCUGGUGUACAGCUCCUUCGUCUCCACCAGGGAAUACACCGGUGGUGCAAUACCCAUGAAAUCAAUGGAUGAGAAGAGUCGUAUCGAAAAAUACGCUGUCGCGUCGGGGCACUUCUCCACUGUAGGCUCCAUUCACGCCGGCUGGUACAUGGAGAACUAUCUCAAUGAGGAAGUCGCCCAAGUCAUGGGCGGUUUCCCAUUUUACGCGGAUGCAGAGGGGUACAAGACUCUUUAUAUGCCGCUGUGGGGUAAGACGCGCGGCACUGGGAUUCCAUGGAUAUGCAUAGAUGAUGAUUUCGGUGAUCUUGUUCAUGGAAUGUUUUUGGAUCCGAAAAAGUAUCAUCAACGGCCUGUUCCCGCCAUCAGUGAAAUUCUGUCGUGGGAUGAAUUUGCGCGAGCUUUCGAAAAAGUCACCGGCGAAAAAGCUCGAUAUGUUCCUAUACCUGCGGGGGAGACGUUGGCUCCUGGGGUUAGCGAACUAGAUGACCACCGAGAGCUUUUUCGGUUUGGCCAGGCAACAGAUGGGAAAUAUUUUGGAGACUUGCCAGGAACAACUGAUAUCGCGGCGACUCUCAAAGGAGCUGCUACUUUAGCUCGGGGGAAAAGCGAAUCAGAGGCUCAGUUGACGACAGCCGAGAAGUGGUUUAGAAGCAACUACAAGGCAAAGGCAUGAAUGCUAUGCAUGGACACUGGGCAGUUAUGCACAGAUACCGGCGGUCAUAUGCUGGUCAACUCAACGCAAUGGGACCAUAUUCUUGCAUAGAACAGUAUAUUCCCUGCUCGACAGAAGUAUCUGGGUAUACACCGUAGUAGUUAGUGUACAG
Aspergillus candidus is the source of this 1340-nucleotide messenger RNA. RefSeq names its product NmrA/HSCARG family protein. The transcript is spliced from 4 exons. The record is from RefSeq and is a predicted model, not a curated record. Lineage: Eukaryota; Fungi; Ascomycota; Eurotiomycetes; Eurotiales; Aspergillaceae. The coding region runs from base 179 to 1189 and encodes 336 amino acids.